UAGAAGACAAAGGAGUCGCUCCAACAUUGGUAUGGUGCAAACAAGAAAAAGAUCCGUUUGUUCUAGUUCUUUUAUCGACAUCUCCGCAAUCUAUUGUACCUAGACAAAGUUAAUUAGCCGAUAAAAUUGAUUGAUGCGAAUGCAGAAAGUCCACCGCCGGACUUACAAACAUCUGAUCACUUUCUAUUUAUUUUUUCAGCCCAAAAAAAAAAAAAUCCUCCAAAGCGAAGGUGCUCUUUAUUUGGCAACCAGAGAUCCAUCAGAAUUAAUUCAGAUCAUCGAGAUGGAAUAUUUCGUGAGCAGUUUAUUUUAUCUUUUUCUCAUCAUUUGGAUUCUAGUUAAAGCCUUGGAACUAUUCUCUUUUGCAAGAAGCAGAAAGCUUCCACCGGGCCCAAAACCUCUUCCCAUAAUUGGAAACCUCUUGGAGCUUAUUGGUGACAAAUCCCACAAAUCCUUGGCCAAGCUUUCCAACUCUUAUGGCCCGAUUAUGCAUUUGAAACUCGGCCAAAUAACGACAAUCGUUGUCUCUUCCGCUGCAGUGGCCAGAGAAGUCCUCCAAAGGCACGAUCGGCUCUUCUCCAACCGAACAGUCCCAGACGCGAUCCACGCAUCCGAUCAUAGUGAGUUUAGCCUGCCGUGGAUGCCUAUUUCCCCAACUUGGAGAAAACUCCGAAAAAUAUGCAACUCGCAUUUGUUUUCCGCUAAGGUUCUUGACGCCAACAUGAGCCUGAGGCACAAGAAGGUACAAGAGCUACUAGCCGAUGUCCAUAAAAGCGCGAAAGAUGGCGAGGCAGUGGAUAUUGGGAAAGCAGCUUUCAAAACUUCCCUGAAUAUUUUGUCCACCACUUUUUUCUCUAUGGAAUAUUUCGCCGACCAUGCAUCGGACACGGUCCGAAAUUUCAAGGAGAUCGUUUGGGGUAUGGUGGAAGAAAUUGCACGACCGAAUGUGGCCGACUAUUUUCCUAUCCUCAGAAUGGUUGACCCUCAAGGAAUUAGGAAGCGAACUACUAUUCACUUCCGCAAAACCUUGGACUUGUUCGGCAAUAUCAUCAACCGAAGGUUGCAAAUAAGAGAAAAGAUCGGUUCGACCCAAGACAUUGAUAUGUUAGAUACUCUUAUUAACAUGACGAUCAAUAAAGAAAAGCUGGAAGAUCAUGAUCAGCUUGACAAGACCACAAUUGAGCAUUUAUUACUGGAUUUGUUUGGCGCGGGUACUGAGACGACUUCAGCCACAUUGGAGUGGUCAAUGGCUGAGCUACUAAAAGCCCCAGAGAUCUUGUCAGAAGCCCAAGCAGAGCUUGAGCAAGUUAUUGGCAAAGGAAACCAAGUGAAGGAAUCCGACAUAGCUCGGCUUCCUUACUUACAAGCCAUUGUCAAAGAAACCCUUCGCUUGCACCCAACAGUUCCGUUGCUGCUUCCCCGUAAAGCUGCGAAGGACGUCAAAGUCUUCGGCUACACCAUACCGAAAGGCGCACAAGUUAUAGUCAAUGUGUGGGCCAUUUCCAGAGACUCCACCAUUUGGGAGAACCCCGAAAAGUUCAUGCCAGGGAGGUUUCUGGAUUCAAAUAUUGAUGUGAGAGGUCACGACUUUGAAUUCACUCCCUUUGGCGCGGGACGAAGAUUAUGUCCUGGCUUGCCUUUGGCAAUUCGGAUAUUGCCUUUGAUGUUGGGUUCAUUGCUUCACUCCUUUGAUUGGAUGUUGGAAGAUGGGGUUACUCCAGAGACUAUAAACAUGGAAGACAAAUUUGGCCUCACGUUGCAGAUGGCUCAGCCUUUGCGAGCCAUCCCUAGGUCAAUCAAUACAUAAUGUAUAUACGUACGCACACUACUUUUUGCAAGUGAAAUCAUAAGGCGACUAUCCAAAUUUCCAUUUUUUUUCCCUUUGUUUACCCGAUAAUA
Morus notabilis is the source of this 1899-nucleotide messenger RNA. Its product is annotated as geraniol 8-hydroxylase. The coding region runs from base 134 to 1807 and encodes 557 amino acids. The record is from RefSeq and is a predicted model, not a curated record. The transcript has 2 exons. NCBI's taxonomy places the organism in Eukaryota, Viridiplantae, Streptophyta, Magnoliopsida, Rosales, Moraceae. Gene Ontology annotation, molecular function: heme binding; monooxygenase activity; oxidoreductase activity, acting on paired donors, with incorporation or reduction of molecular oxygen.